Messenger RNA from Aedes aegypti (yellow fever mosquito), 611 nucleotides. It is a transcript of the gene mRpS24, whose product is annotated as 28S ribosomal protein S24, mitochondrial. The record is from RefSeq and is a predicted model, not a curated record. Bases 52 to 549 code for a protein of 165 amino acids. Gene Ontology annotation, cellular component: mitochondrion. Gene Ontology annotation, biological process: translation. Lineage: Eukaryota; Metazoa; Arthropoda; Insecta; Diptera; Culicidae. The transcript is spliced from 3 exons.
UUGAGCAAAACAAACUUGACAGUGCAUGUAAAAAUUUUCAGUGCCCACACCAUGAGCCUGUUACAAAACAUUCGAUUGAUGCCACAUUUUGCGGCAACGUUGUCGGCUCGACGACUGAUUCGCACUACUGCUGUCAGUGCCAAAUCCCAAUCUGGCCGGUACAAAAUCACCCCCAAAGGAGACCGACCGCUGACCUACGAAAUGGCUAAUCCUCCUCACCUAAUAGCCCACCGGAAGGCCUGGAACUCGUGGAACACUUCGAACUUGGAGGGUGAACUCCGCCCGUCUCAAACCAUGCUGGAGGAUGAAUUCAUCCGACGGUUCAUGACCGGCACCUGGCACGGAUUGGUCUUGUCCGAAGUGAUCAUCAAACGGCAGCACAAUCACGUCCGGAUAGCAGCAAUCCUACGACGGGGCAUUACGCCACGCAAAAUGUACUUCCUAAUCGGUUACUGCGAAGAAUUGUUGGCUUACUGGCUACAGUGUCCCGUCACUCUGGAACUGCAAACCACUGAAGACCGCAAAGAUGUUAUAUUUAAGUAUAUCUAGGAAUGUUAUGCAAAGAUGGGCGAAGAAAAUAGUUUGAGCAAUAAACACUAUUGAAACAAUAA